Messenger RNA from Thlaspi arvense, 3819 nucleotides. The record is from the annotation of a GenBank genome assembly. Lineage: Eukaryota; Viridiplantae; Streptophyta; Magnoliopsida; Brassicales; Brassicaceae.
AAAUAAGUAUAUUACUUAUAUUUUAUUAAUAGUAAUGUCGGUUCUGUAAAAACAUAUAGACUGACAUCUGAAGAUACCGUGUCCAAGGAUUCCGAAUUGAAAAAAAUAUCAUCUUUUUAUUGGAUAAUAAUUAAAAGAAAUAUCACUCCCAGUUCCUUUCACGUCGUCACACGUGGACGACCCGAAUUAAAACGCAUCGUUCUGUUGCUUACGCACGCACAAAAGCUCUAAACAAAACAAAGAAAGAGAUAGAGAGAGAGAAAGAGCGAUUCGAUUCCGUCUGUGAAGAAACCUCUCUCCUUCGUUGCAAAGCUUACGAGUCUUCCAGAAGCGGCCAUAUUUCACUCUGCUGAUGUAGCUUCCACGAGCUUAAGUGUAAGCGUUUCGCCGCAAUAUCCGCUAAUGGAAACAAAACCCAAAUUUCUACUUUUUAGCUUAAAGCUCAAUUUUUUACUUUACUCCCUUCUUUGUUUUUUUUGCUUUGCCCUUUUCUCGCCGCAAUGUCUCUCUGGGGAGACCACUCGUAUAGUGUCGUAUCUGUUUUGAAUUUUGCUGGACGUCUUUCGAGUUCGAUUUUCUAGGGUACUCCUGGAGGUUUGAUUCAUUAAAUUUGCUAACUUGGGGGAGUUUUCAAGAAUUUCGAAUGAAUGAUACUGUCUCUGAUCUCCUGUUCUUGUCAUACUCUAGCAGUUUGAAUCGAACUCCAUAGCUGUCUUUUUGUCGCUGUAGAAGAGGUGUUUUGGUCAACUAAGCAUCAACGAAAUGGAAAACAUGUUUGCUUCUAGAGAAAAGGGGUUUGGUUAUCCAGAUAUUCCAACGGAUCAAAUGGAUUGUUCAAGCUUUGGUUCUGGUGUUAGGAGCUUGUUCUCCGAUGAUAUGCUUAACUCGGAGCUUAUGAAUUUCGACUCUUUCGCCACUUGGUGUAAUACACCUUCCGCGUCUGAUUUCUUGUUCUCCCAAUAUGGUCUCUCGUCUUCCCAACCUAUGCCCUUUGGAGCUGAGCCAAAGGCUGCCACCUUUUCAUUCCAUGACUUGGAAACAUCUUACUAUGGUGAAGAAAGGUCACAAUCAGUACAGGAGAUGAGCUCUGAGUUUCAUGGAUCAUUAGAUAGCGAUGAGUUUAGUGGUAAACGGCGCAGGGUUACUAAUCACAAGAGUGGGUUUCCCAACGUACUGAACUGUACUGUUCCCAGGUCUCUGAGCCACUCACUAGAUGAGAAGAUGCUUAAGGCGUUAAGCUUGUUUAUAGAGUCGUCAGGUUCAGGGGAGGGGAUUUUAGCACAAAUUUGGACCCCUAUCAAGACAGGAGACCAGUACAUGCUCAGUACUUGUGAUCAGGCCUAUUUGCUUGACCCGAGGCUUUCUCAGUACCGUGAAGUGUCGAGGAAAUUCACGUUUGCCUCUGAAGCGAAUCAGUCUUCUUUUCCGGGUCUUCCUGGUCGAGUCUUUAUCUCGGGAGUACGCGAAUGGACAUCAAACGUGAUGUAUUACAGGACGGAUGAGUAUCUGCGUAUGAAGCAUGCAAUAGAUAAUGAAGUCCGUGGUUCCAUUGCAAUACCUAUCUUUGAAGCAUCUGGCACAUCUUGUUGUGCUGUCAUGGAGCUUGUCACAUCCAAGGAAAAACCCAAUUUUGAUAUGGAGAUGGACUCUGUUUGCCGUGCUCUCCAGGCUGUAAACUUACGAACAUCAGCGAUCCCUCGUCCUCAGUACCUUUCAAGUAAUCAAAGAGACGCCUUAGCUGAAAUACAAGAUGUCCUCCGAGCAGUAUGUCAUGCACACAAGUUGCCUUUAGCUUUGGCCUGGAUUCCUUGUAGUUACGGCAAGAGGGGAAAGGAUCAAUCUGUGAGAGUUUAUGGACAAAACUCAGGUGAAAAUUGUGUUCUUUGCAUAGAGGAGACAGCUUGUUAUGUGAAUGAUAUGGAGAUGGAAGGCUUUGUGCACGCGUGUUUGGAGCAUUGUCUAAGAGAAAAAGAAGGAAUUGUUGGCAAAGCUUUUGUAUCUAACCAGCCGUUCUUUUCUUCUGAUGUGAAGGCAUAUGACAUCAGUGAGUACCCUCUUGUUCAGCAUGCUCGGAAGUACGGUCUAAAUGCUGCUGUUGCUAUAAAACUGAGGAGCACUCACACUGGUGAAGAUGAUUACAUUCUUGAACUUUUCUUGCCUCUAAGUAUGAAAGGAAGCUCGGAACAACAACUUCUAUUAGACAGCCUUUCGGGCACUAUGCAGAGAAUUUGUCGAACUCUGAGAACUGUUUCAAAUGUGGGGGCAACUAAAAAAGAAGUGACUAGAGCUGGAUUUCGAAGUGGCGAGAUGUCUAAUUUCCUGCAGACCACAUGUUCAGGAAACUUUCAGACAAUAGUAUUGGAUUCCGAACUUAACUGUACUAGAAGCAUGUUUUCGGAAGUGUCCUCUGAUAAAGAAAACGCUAGUACCGGAUCUCAAGGCACUUUUGAGCAGGAUAUGAGCAAAGCUAAAACACCAGAGAAGAAGAAAAGCACAACAGAGAAAAAUGUGAGCCUAAGCGUUCUCCAACAACAUUUUUCUGGGAGUCUAAAGGAUGCUGCAAAAAGCCUUGGUGUUUGUCCCACUACACUGAAGAGGAUAUGCAGACAACAUGGGAUCAUGAGGUGGCCAUCUCGUAAGAUUAACAAAGUGAACAGGUCAUUAAGGAAGAUACAGACGGUGCUUGACUCGGUCCAGGGUGUACAAGGAGGUCUGAAGUUUGACUCAGCAACGGGCGAAUUCAUUGCAGUUGGCGCUUUCAUCAAAGAAUCUGAUCCCCUAAAAGGUCCAUCUUCUAAUGGUGACGAUGCACAUGGAAGAGGUCAGGAGGAUAUGGCGGAAGAUACCUCCUUUGAGCUCUUGAAAGCUAAAUCCGUCGACAAUGCAAUUAAAUUAGAAGAUGAUAUCAUCACGAACGAGUCAUCAUUCAUGGAGGUUAAUGCUAGUGGUCAGCAAUGGGCUUGGAUUGCUGAACAGUCUGGCUUCAAUGGCAGUGAAGGAAUAAAGAACAAUGUCAACUCAAGCUCUCAGGCACUUUCAGAUGGAAAUGAUACAACAAUCCGAUGCAGUGUCGAACCUAACCGAUCCAUGUCAGGCAGCGUGUCAGAUUCAUCAAAUGGCACAGGCGCAGUUAUGCUCGGAAGCUCAUCUACUUCAAUGGACGAUUGGAACCAAAUAAGAACCAACAAAAGCAAUAGCAGCGAGAGUGGAACAACAACUCUCACUGUAAAGGCCACUUAUAGAGAAGACACGAUACGUUUCAAGUUCGAGCCAUCGGUUGGGUGUACUCAGCUCUACAACGAAGUUGGGAAACGCUUUAAGCUGCAAGACGGGUCGUUUCAACUGAAGUACUUAGAUGAUGAAGAAGAAUGGGUGAUGCUGGUUACAGAUUCUGAUCUCCAAGAAUGCUUGGAGAUAUUAUAUGGUAUGGGAAAACACACUGUCAAGUUCCUCGUUCGUGAUUUGCCUGCGCCUAUAGGCAGUUCUGCUGGGAGCAACUGUUACCUAGGAACAGGUUUAUGACAUAAAGACAUACACGACACAACAGUGUUAUGUUUUCACUCUGUGAAGUGAAAGAGUGCUGUUUAUUUCUCCAUAUAUAUUAUUAUUAGUUUGCUUAUAAAAAGGCAUGAGGGAGAAAGACAAUUUUUGUAUAGUGGGAUCCUGUAUAUGUUCAUCGUUUUAUAUAUAAUCAUAGAAUAAAAGUUGGAUGUUUAGUCCAAACUGCUAAUGAUGUAUGUGCUACUACAAACACCUGUUUUCGUUAAGUAUGCAGAAUCGUGUUGAUAUUUGAUAUGGUUAAUUCAGUCCAUUUUAGAC